Nicrophorus vespilloides is the source of this 850-nucleotide messenger RNA. Its product is annotated as leucine-rich repeat-containing protein C10orf11 homolog. The coding region runs from base 438 to 797 and encodes 119 amino acids. Gene Ontology annotation, biological process: melanocyte differentiation. Lineage: Eukaryota; Metazoa; Arthropoda; Insecta; Coleoptera; Silphidae. The record is from RefSeq and is a predicted model, not a curated record. The transcript is spliced from 3 exons.
CAUGAAUCAUGGAAUACCAUCACAAAGUUCACAAGGGUCAUUCCGCAGUUAACAUCUUAAGAUAGUCCGCUAUUUACGGUGCAAAGAAACAAUUUAAUUUACGAAAAUAAAUAUAGAUGUCUUGUUGCUCAACGUUUCCACUGCGACUGGAGUCUACUGUUGCUUGCAUUAAACCUUAUCACCGAUUCCGUUAUCACAAAUAAAACAAAAAUACACGCAUCGGGUUUGUUAUCUCCUAUAGAGAAACAAGUUCACACAGUGCUGGUAUGUACACAAUUUCGUUUACGACAAUAUUUUUCACGAAUCAAUAGGUCAUCAUCACAUCGUUCGUGAAUCGGCAUGUGAAGUGCAGACAAUUCUUUCCAGUAAAUUCAUUUUUUUUUGUGAGAGAAGAAGAAGGCACAGUCCAUCGACAACAGCUGAUCCCAUUUCAUCGCAUGCCGACGGAUAGAGAGGAUUCAUAUAAAGACUGUGCUGGCUUAUUGUCGGGGGGUGAAAUAAUGGAGGGCGAACGGACCGAUAUGCUGCCGAGUGCAAUAACCUUCAUCGAUAAUAGGCUUUGUUACACGAGCCAGAGAUGUCACAAAAUACCGGAAGCUUUGGUGAAGUUGUACGGAAGCAGAGUGCACAGCUUGGAUUUGAGUUACAACGAGCUUGUCAGUCUGAAGGGACUCGAAAGGUUCUCUUUCCUCAGGGAACUUGUCCUCGACAACAAUCAUCUUGCAGAUUCCAUAGUGUUUCCCUAUUUACCUCACCUGCACACGCUCUCACUCAACAAAAACCAGAAUACUAUUUGAAUCUCUUCCACCCUUUCUGAUUUCGUUUUCUCGACUUCUCUUUCAUACCUUAU